AAGAUUACAUUAAUUCUAGGGUGAGUUUUUCCCUAUAUCCUCAUGCUAAAAUCUACUGUAAAUCCUCAUUUUAAAGCUGAAAAUUUUCUUCCCGUGGGGGCAUGCCCCUGGACCCCGGGUUCGCAUCUUUGUCACCUUUUUCACCCCUGAUGAGUUUGCAGGUCUGAAUCAGAGAUCAGGUACAUCUGUGGAGAAGGCCUUUUAAGAGGGCAGUUCUUCCUUGAUGGGGCUGCUUGCCACUGCUGAUAUUAGUCAGCUAGGCACCCCACUGCUUUUAUUAAUUUCUACUUUCCAGCCCUUUGCUCUUUAUUAUGUAAUACAUACUCUAUUUCUUACAUCUGAUUUCGGGUAUCAGUGUCUUUUUAUGUUAUGGUUGACGACAGGAGGGUUCAUCGAUAACAUAAAAAUUGGGGGCUUGUCUGGUGUUUUUUCUACGUUCUUCAUGCCUCUUUUGCAUUAUUACCGCUUUGUCGUACAUUUGUUUGUCGGGCACCCUGCUACACUGUGUGGGGUUUUCCGGUUGAAGUGUGCCAAUUGCCAAUGUUGCCAAGGACGUUUGACGAGUAAUAACUACAUUUCGAAAUAUGUUUUGACUAGUCAUAACCUCAGUUCAAGAUAUCUACAAUUGUGAUUUAGCUAGUAAUAUCUUAGUUUCUAGAAUCUGAGAUAUGACUAGUCAUAAUUUAAAUGGAGAUAUCUGGAAUUCACGUUUUAGAUAGUCAAAAUUGAAUUGUAGAUAUCUUUAAUUUGAGUUCUAUGGCGAAAUCUUGUCAAAAUGGAAUUAGAGCUAUCAUCAAGUUAGCGUUUUGACUAGUCAUAAAUGAAUUACAGAUAUCUGUAAUGUUAACGUUCUGACUAGUCAUAUAUGAAUUACAGAUAUCUGUAAUGUGAAUCCGGACAUCCUAAUCGAUAUUAAAAGGGUUUACCAUAGUCACAUUUUAAUUAAAUUAAGUUUAAUUAAAGCUGGACAUUUUACUGUGUACAAGGAAUCACAGCGACGCUAGUCAUGUUGCGUGGUGUCUCACUGCUCAAUACGUGUUCAUGUUUUAGCUAUGCUAGAUCUGGGAUCAGAAGUUCUUCACUCACGUAUGAACCUCUAUUUUGGUGUACACGAGAAAAAAAUGGGAUUACUGUGUAUUACGGUCUUCCAAAAUCACCCAGUUCAAAUCGAUUUUGUGAGGAAGUUUGCGGUCUUAUGGGAGGAAGUUAACGUGAAUACUAUGCUAUUACUACUAGGCUAACGUAUUAAAAUAAGUUGCAUGCGAAUUGUAUUAUAUAGUUAUUAUACGUUCGAUGUUUUGUACAAUGCGUUAUAAAUUGAACAUGCCUUAACUGACCACGUUUUGGACGGCCUUAUGUGUAUAAAAUAAUAAACCUUUUUGGCUCCGUCAUGAAUAGCUGUCGAUAGACUUCUCUGAAGCUGGAAUGCGUUGUAAUGUUUGCUGAAGGUAUCGGUGACGGGUACGGCACCAGUCCAACGUGCCACUGUAUCAUACUGUAUUACAAUGUUUGACGCACGUAGGCCUACAUGUUCCAUAUUUUUAUCGUUACACUGAACAGGAUUUCAACAAAGGAAUGGGAGCGAAAAAAAGUCGGCUGUCACCUGUCUUGUGGGGUGGCAAGUAUUGUGCUUGUGUGCAGAGAUGGAGAAGAUUCUCCUGGCCUGACCUUUCAGAAUAUCUUCAAAUGUACAUGCACUUGGAGACAGUGCCAAUAAGGCUCAGACUUCACACUGAGUCACAAUGGACAUCCCCAUCCCCUCUCUGCUCUUGGCUCUUGGCGGGAAGUCCCUGCUGGACUGCACCGUGGUAUUGGUCCAGAGGAAGCACAUGGGCAGGAGCUUCCUGGGCGCCUUCUGUGUGUCGCUUGCAGGGGUGGACAUGCUGCUCCUCCUGUCCGUCUCCGCCAUCUUCCUCCUGGGCGACGUGCGCAUCCUGGGCCUGCGUCUCACCCGACACCACAUCUGCGCGCUAGUGCACGUUGCCUGCCUGGCGUACUCCGUCCUGCACUGGCCCGUCCUCCUGCUGGCCGGCCUGGACCACUGCUGCACCCUGCCCCCCCGGCCCCGGGCCCAGGGCUGGGUCCGCGGGUGCGGCUAUCCCUCAGCCGCCUGCCUGGUCUGGGCCGCGGCCCUCUUCCUGGUCCUCGAGGGCCCGCCCCCGCGCCUCAGCCCCGAGCCGGAGCCUCCCCUCCUGCCGCCGCGGGAGUGCCGGGUGUAUCGCGGCCCCCAGAGUGCGCAGGUGUGCGCUGCUCUCCUGCUGCUGGUAGCUGGAGCACUGCUGUGCCGCUGGGCGAAGCUAGCGCUACGCGGGAACGGCGGGGGGGCCCGCCAGCGGCCUGCCAUUUACCGGAGCCUGGCGAGCUUCCUGGGUGCCUGGCAUGCCUUCGUGGUCCUGCUGGUGGCGCUGUCGCUGCUGAGGGUGGAGGUGCCGGGGUUCCUGGACAUGAACGUGCUCUGGCUGUGUUUCCUCAACAGCUUCCUGAUCGGCGCUGUGUCAGCGUGGCGCCCCCCGGGGUGUCCCCGCGAGGGGGACCCUGAGUUCCCCGCAUUCCCGGACGGCUUCUGUGACUGGAGUUCUCUUGCGGCAAUGCCCCCGGGAGCAGACGCCAUAUAAUUCCCAGACUGCUCAGUACAAUUCCCACUGCAGGCCUGGUAACAAUGGAUAACUAAUUGAACAAAACAGACAUAACCCAAAAUUUCUAUUUAGUACUGUGGAUAAAUUAACUAAAAAACAAUCAUCAGAGUUUUCAACUUAUCCCGCCAAUCUUAGCAGCAAUGACUUUAUUAACUUUUUCGAUCAGAAGAGGCUAUUAGAGACCAGAUUUCCAAACUGUCUCCAUCAUGCACUAUUCCUGUUCAUGUUAAUGAACAGCCCCGCACCUGGUUAGAACAGGAAGAUUUACAGACAGUGGUACUAAACUGUUUUACGCCCAUUAGCAUGGUCGAGUUAUCCAAAUUAGUUAUGUCCUCAAAACCGACGAUCUGUCUACUCAAUCCUAUUCCUUCAAAUUGGAUUAAAGAACUAUUUCCGGUACUACUCCAGCAUAUACUAAAAAUCAUUAACACAUCCUGAUGCAACCCACCUAAGGGUCAGUUAGCAGUAGGUAAAUAUUUUCACGUUAAAGCUAGGUUCGUAAGGAGAGGUUAUGAAUGAUGAGAUGGACACAAU
Molecule: messenger RNA, 3170 nt
Organism: Anguilla rostrata (American eel)
Lineage: Eukaryota; Metazoa; Chordata; Actinopteri; Anguilliformes; Anguillidae
Product: probable G-protein coupled receptor 160
Exons: 3
Coding region: 1743-2615 (290 amino acids)
Cellular component (GO): plasma membrane; signaling receptor complex
Source: RefSeq, a predicted model, not a curated record